AUGUACCCUAGCCUGUUGCCACUGGCGUUCUGCUUCGCAGCCUCUGGGGCCGCAUGCGCCCAGAGAUGCGUCGUCUCCCCGUCCGGCAACUCAACCUCGGACUCGGCCGCCAUUGCCGAUGCGUUCACCAAGUGCGCCAGCAAUGCCGAGAUCGUCUUCCUCGAGGGCGUCGAAUACAAAGUGUACGAGCCCGUCGUUGCGACCAAGCUGAGCAACGUCGUCAUCACAGUCAACGGAAACCUGAGCCUGCCGCAGGACAUCCCCGCCGUGCAGAAGCUCGUCGAGGUCAAGGGCGGCUCACUCACCUGGUUCCAAGUGGGCGGCACGAACGUGCAGUGGAUCGGCUCGUCUGAUCCCGACGCCGGUUGGAUAAAGUCGCACGGACAGGCGUGGUGGGAUCUCAACAAACCUGGCGAAGCCGGCACGCCCAACCGCCCUCAUCUGAUGCAGUUCAGCGUCACAAACGGCGUGAUGAAGAACAUGAAGUCCCUGAAGCCCAUUGGCUGGAACUUUUCGAUCAAGGGCAAGAACAUCACUAUAUCCGACACAGUCAUCGACGCUCGGUCCGAGAGCAGCAACUUCCCCUUCAACACUGACGGUUUUGACGUCGGCGCAACUGACGUUACCAUCACGAACAGCAACAUCUUCAACGGUGACGAUGCAAUUGCGAUCAACGACGGCGCGAAAAAUGUGCUGUUCAAGCAUGCAACCAUUGGGUUUGAGACGCACGGUAUGAGCGUCGGCUCGCUGGGCUCAAAGGUUGCGUCUCCUGCCGAUGUACAGAACAUCCGUUUCGAGGAUGUUGAUGUUCAAGGUGGGCUGUAUGCUUCUCGUUUCAAGAGCUGGAUUGGAGGACAGGGCCUGGCGAGAAACAUUACGUGGAGCAAUAUCCGCGUCAACAACGUCACCUUUCCCAUCUUCGUCACUCAGACCUACUAUAACCAGGCUAGUGCUGGCGGUGACAGGCCGAAUAACUCGUCCGUCAUGAUGGAGGACUUCACCUGGGAGCACUUUUCUGGUAACAUCAACACCUACAAGCCCGGUGAUGGAUCCUGCACCACCAACCCUUGCUGGUACAACUCUGGCCUUGUGAACCUCACACACACAGAGGCUGUCAUCAUUGAGUGCAACACGGAGAAGUCUUGCAAGGGCUUCCAGACAAGGGACAUCAAAAUUGAGCCUCAGAGUAAGACGGUACCAAAGGUUAUCUGCAUGAAUGCGAUGCCUGAUCUGAACCCAAAGUUGGGAUUUGAGUGCGCCAACGGCACGUUUGUCGCUUCAAACUAA
This is a messenger RNA of Colletotrichum spaethianum, 1287 nucleotides long. Its product is annotated as putative exopolygalacturonase X. The transcript is spliced from 4 exons. NCBI's taxonomy places the organism in Eukaryota, Fungi, Ascomycota, Sordariomycetes, Glomerellales, Glomerellaceae. Gene Ontology annotation, molecular function: polygalacturonase activity. Gene Ontology annotation, biological process: carbohydrate metabolic process. The record is from RefSeq and is a predicted model, not a curated record. The coding region runs from base 1 to 1287 and encodes 428 amino acids.